Molecule: messenger RNA, 2010 nt
Organism: Symbiodinium necroappetens
Lineage: Eukaryota; Dinophyceae; Suessiales; Symbiodiniaceae
Source: the annotation of a GenBank genome assembly
AUGGGAUGCGUGGGCAGCUCAAGCUGCUUCGCAGGGCUUUGCUCUGAGCGACCUACUAGUACCGCCGAAGCAGACGUGCUGGUUGUUGGUGCGGGACCUGCUGGCAUUGCUGCAGUACUCGCUUUGCAGAAGCAGAAGAGGCGUGUCAUCUGGGUGGAUCCAGAGUUUCAAUCGGGCCGAUUGAAGCGAUUCCUCACGGUGCCUUGCAACACCAAAGUUGACAUCCUUGCGAGCGAAAGCAACUUUCGACAUCCACUCUUGCAACAUGUGGGGAGCAGUGUGGCUCCAGCUUUGCAGAAGUUGAUCGCGGACGCGGAGUCUCUGCCCGGGAGCACUGACCCCUCACAACUCGGAUGGACGACGCUCGGAGCAUGCAAGCGCAUGUUUGAUGCUGCUACUUCGGGCGCUCUGCAAGCAGGAGGCCUAUCGCGCUUGAUUGGGAAGGUCGUCCGCCUGACGCCUAAUGGUGCGCAUUGGGUGGCGACUGUGGACAGUCAUCAGGGACAGAAGUGCGUCAAGGUAAGGUGUGUUGUCCUCGCCACUGGAGCAGAACCCAAAGUUGCCCCACUGCCCAAUGCUCUUUCAGCUGAGAAGACCUUCGACGAGGACUCACUGCGCCACCAGCUACGGCCAAAUCAGCGCCUGGCCGUGCUGGGGAACUCUCACACGGCAGCGGUGGCUUUGGCAAAGCUCAGAGAACUGGCGGUGCCCAUGUCACUUUCCAUCACCUGCUUUGCGAGACGGCCAUUGCGCUGCGCCGAAUGGCUGGAGCAUUCACAAGUCUAUCGCUACAACUCAACAGGACUGAAAGGCUUCGGCGCAGUGUUUGGUCGGGAGUGCAUGAUCCAUGGCACGAGCUGGCUGCAAGUCAAAGAUGUCAAGGAUUUCUCUCCGGAGCAUUGGGACUGGAUCAUUGACUGUACAGGAUAUGUCAAAAGCCAGCUGCCAGCCAUCGAUGGUGUGAUCAAAGCACAAGAUCUGCCAAGAGAUGAGGCCGCAGCAUUUUUGCUUCUGGCGCAUUGCUUGGUGCUCCUCCAGGGCUCUUUGCUUUGGGUGUACCAUGGGGAGAGGCACCCGGGCGGCUGUGGGGCCGUGGUCUUGAAGCAGAAGAUGGCUUUAGAGGCGCAGCGGCCGAACGCCGGCACCGCAUUGCAGUUGUGCCCACAGCAGCAUCCUUCCGACCUUGGCAGGUCUGCAAAGCAGAUUCUCAUGGUGCAGCGCUUUCCACCCUCUGGCAGUGUCAUCGACGACUCUGCCGUGGCGCAUGUAGAAAUCAGCGGCAUCUGUACCCCAAAGUCUUUGGAACGCGUUCUCAAUGCACUUCAUGAUGCACGCUGUAAAGAUGGCGUCAAGGCUGUGGUGCUGAUCCUUCAAGGAUCGAAGGGUCCGGUGACUCCUGCGGGACCAGGCCUUGGCGGGGCCUCACCACAGACGCAGGCAGUGGCAAGCGGCACCUUCCUCCUCGGCUUACGCACGCUGGGGUUGCCCUGUGUGGCUGCCUGCUGUGGAAAGGUCGCUGGGCCGGCCUGGGGUUUGGUGCUGGCUGCGGACUACCGCAUCGCCUCGGCAACUUCCAACUUCAUCCUGCCCAUCUGGGGACCUCCUGAAUGCUUCGGAGACUUGGUUGGGCACACGGUAGCCAUGCAACUCUGCUACAAUCAGGGACCUGUCAAUGCCUUGUCCAUGCUCGAGUACGGAGUUAUCCACCAGUGCCAACGAGGAGAUGAAGACACCAAGAAGGCAGCGGCGGAAGUGGCAAGGAGGAUCGCUGCAACUCCUGCGCUGGCGUGUCACCAAGCCACUGCGAUGCUCAGCCCGGCCAUCGAAAAGUACGCGUCCAUCGUCGCUCGCGGAGGUGCGAAGAUGUGCGAAGCGAUGCGAAGCGUUCAACAUCCAGAUGUCUGCACUGCGGUGCACCAGGACUGCGAGCCUAGAGUCCUGAGCGCUGCUGGUGCUGGCGCCUUGGGUGCCUCUGCGAUUUCUCAGCGGCCCUGUACCAUCCACGCGUAA